This is a messenger RNA of Solenopsis invicta (red fire ant), 2064 nucleotides long. RefSeq names its product fibrillin-1. The record is from RefSeq and is a predicted model, not a curated record. The transcript is spliced from 8 exons. Bases 123 to 1130 code for a protein of 335 amino acids. NCBI's taxonomy places the organism in Eukaryota, Metazoa, Arthropoda, Insecta, Hymenoptera, Formicidae.
GUUCUGUUGAGAGGAGACGUAGUCGGCGAGCGAGAAGAAAAUGAGGGAGAUGCAGACGAAAGCCGUCAUUGGAACAAAGAUCUGUGCUCAAGUGCGAACGUGAGACAUAUACAGGAGGAGAAAUGAGUCCGGCCGGCACAAGGACUUGCGUGAUCCUUGGCGCGAUCAUCCUGGCGAUCAGUCUUACGAACGGAGAUUACAAGCACGACAUACAUAUCCCGUGCGUAAACACGUCAGAUUGUAGGAACCUAUCGACACUUCCCAGAGAUGCUUUUUGCAAAGGGGGUUAUUGCAUGUGUCCGAUGGUAGAUGUUGACGUUCAACCUUGCUCUAGCAUCAAUGCAUCUAUGCACGAAAAGAAAAUUUCAGCUCCGUUAGUCUAUCGAACGUGCAGGCUCAACCAAGAUUGUAAUUUCCCGGGCGGAAUUUGUAAUGAUACUAUUCGCCAAUGCGUCUGCUCGAAAAACUACGUGCCAGCGGACAACGGGCGAGGCUGCGUCUUAAAGGCUGACUCGAUCGAGGCUUCUUGCACAGAUGAAAAUCAAUGCUUAGCGUUUUUGGCGAAUACUACCUGUGAGAAUAAUAAAUGCGUUUGUAAAUCUGAUUACUAUUACGUAGACAAAGCAUGCUGGAAAAUGGUCGAAUAUGAUGAACCAUGCACGAAAAACGAGGAGUGUUCGCACAUCGAGGGUAGUAUCUGCACUGACGACAUGACAUGCAGAUGUGCGGCCGAAAUGGUGCUAAAUACGAACAAUACGAAGUGUUUGCCGGCUGCCAAAGAGAUGCAAGACGAAUGUACGGAGUCGAUACAGUGCGAGGCGACGUUCGAAUUCUCAAUUUGCGUCGACGAAAAGUGCCAAUGCGAUCAGAAUUUUCAUUACGAACGCGAGCUAACGAGGUGUUUCUUCAACAAAGCAAUCGGCGAUGAGUGCGCGAACGAUUACGAGUGUUACCAGGCCGAGGAUUACGAGAACGACCCGCCAAUCAAGUCUAUGAUUUGCAACUCUAACAUAUGCACGUGCGCCGAUAAUUACACUUUUAGCGAAAACAAAUGCGUGAACGCCGGCUCGUCCGUCGCAGUGAUCUCGUCGCUAAUUCUCUCUGUGAUAGCGCUAAUUAUCCUUUCGUGAAACACAAAGUUAUGAUUUCUCCGAAGAGGUAUACUCGACGUUCGUUGUAAGUCAAUGAAGUUGAACUUCUGAUCAUGAUAUCGUGCAUGCGUAAGAGAAACAGAAUCUCAUGAAGAAAAAUACGUGUGUAGAGCCGCCGUGACCAAGGAGAUAAUUAUUCUUGGAUUGUUUACCUGCAAUUUGUAAUUAUUCAUGUUAUCAUUUGCAAGACUUCUCAUUUGCAAAGACUCUUAAGAGAGAUCUCGCGAGUUUCUCACGAGUAAUAAAAAUAUUGCGUUAACACGCACUAGUCUUACGUAAACGGUCUCUCGCGAAUCAAAAUGUAUGCAUGAACUUCCUGUAUAAAUAUGUACAUAUGAGAACUGUCAUAAUGAUAGUUCGAGAGUGAGAAAGAAAAACGGGAAAGAAAGAGCAAGAUGAACGGCAUUGUUCAAGCUUUAAUGAUAGAUUACUUUAUCACUUUAUUUAUGUAGAUUUGAACACUCAGAGAUAAUUUCGUAUUUAUUAAUUGUAAAGUGCUAGUACCGAUUAUGAAUCGAGUCCUAUUUAUGCGCGCGUCGACGUACAGAUAUUUAUUUCAAUUUAAAGUACUUUAGUUUAAGUGUUAUUUAAAUUUACUGUAUUAAAAAAUUUACGAUUAGAAAGAUUUCAAAUCUUUUCAGUAACUUUUUAGCAAGGUUAAUAUUUUUUUCUAAAGUUUAAAGUGCAAUAAUCGCAAACACAGAGAGGAGUUUCCUCGAGUAAAAGAAAAAGUUUGUUUGAAUCAAAGAAAUUUGUUAUUCCAUUUUGUUAUUCCAAAGACAUUUCUUGCACAGAUAUUUCGAAAUACUACUGAAACGUUUCAUUCUUUCAGUUUAAAUAUUUUUGAGACAUCUCUGAAAAAUAUCUGUUUGUGCUAUUUGGGUACUUACACUAAUAAAAUUACAAAAAACUC